Messenger RNA from Clarias gariepinus (North African catfish), 1356 nucleotides. RefSeq names its product glucokinase (hexokinase 4) regulator (gene gckr). The record is from RefSeq and is a predicted model, not a curated record. NCBI's taxonomy places the organism in Eukaryota, Metazoa, Chordata, Actinopteri, Siluriformes, Clariidae. Gene Ontology annotation, cellular component: cytosol; nucleoplasm; mitochondrion. Gene Ontology annotation, biological process: carbohydrate derivative metabolic process; response to fructose; glucose homeostasis. The transcript is spliced from 14 exons. Gene Ontology annotation, molecular function: fructose-6-phosphate binding; enzyme binding; carbohydrate binding.
AUGGCUCAUGUUGGCGUCCCCACUUUCUCUCUACGCUUUAAGAAUAGCAAUAAACCCGCGAUGCUGCGACACAAGCGCAGGACCUACAGGUGGUGGUGGGCUCAUUCCAAUUAUGAGCCCAACUUACCGGUCACAGAGAAAUCAAAUCCAAUCACCAGAGAUAUUGAUUGAGCAAACUCAAAAGAAAUAGUACAAAUGCUGCAAAAAUGUGAUACAGAAAUCUUUGAAAGAACAUGAUAUGGAAAUCCAAUGUAUCAGACACUAAACAGCUCGCCUGUGAUUCAGACAAUAGUGGACAUUACCAAAAGGGUUGAAGUUAUUCUUAAGGAUCCAGAAAACAGCCUGAUUGUCCUCAGUGGCUGUGGGACUUCAGGUCGUGUUGCAUUUCUCCUGGUGGUAAAAACAAAUUAGUGGCUUGCUUCUCAUCAUCGAAAGCAAAUCUACUCGUAUAUCAUUGCUGGAGGUGACAGAGUGCUGCUGACAUCACAGAAAACUCCUGAAGAUGAUCCCUUGCUGGGAGCUCUCCUCCUGGACAAGGCUUGUGUAGGAAAGAAGCAUGUCCUCUUCAUUGGAAUAUUCUGUGGCCUGUCGGCUCUGUUUGUUGCUGGCCAACUUGACUUUUGUCUGAGGAAUCUUGAGAUCUUUACUCCAGUGCUGUUUAAAUUUAUUCCUGUUGACAUGGCACGGUAUCAAAGAUUAAAUUAUUAAAUGGCUUUAAGACUGAACCAAUUUAGAACUGAGAGAAUGUAUGAAAUACAGAAGCAACAAAAGGCCUAUGUGCUCAAUCCAGCUGUAGGGCCUGAAGCAAUUAGUGGAUCUUCAAGAAUGAAAGAAGGAAGUGCCACAAAAAUAAUUCUUGAAACUUCCUAUUUAAAGGCCACGAAGCUGCAUAUAAAUGUUAACACUCAUAUGUUGUUUUUACUAGUGAUACUGUAUACAGCAUACACUUAUUCACAGACUAAGGAACUGGCAGCCCUAGUUCAAAAAGCUGUAAUAAGCCUUCCAAGCAAAGGACAUGUGUAUUAUCUUGGGUGGCAGACUCUUUGCAUUAUGGGGAUUAUUGGUGCUAGUGAAUGCAUUCCAACAUUUGGAGCAGGCUUUGAAGAUAUCAGAGGCUUUGUUAGCAAUGGCUUCAGUGAAAUGAACAACAAAGAGGAAGAUCUGUCAUCUCUAAGGUUUACAGGCAGCACCCAGGAACAGUGUGAGACAGCUCUGCUAAGAGCUAUCUAUGACGUAGAAGAGCUGAGUGCCGAGAUGAUCUUGUCUGAUGUCACACUACACACGCUUGUGGCUAACGAAAGGGACAGAAUACGUGCUUGUUUACAGACUAUUGCAUAUAGAUGCAUGCAGAUGUGA